AUGGUAUCGUUAAAGACCGUCCAAGCAUCCAACGCCCGCCUCCGGGCAAUCCCAAACUUAACCACCCUCUUCGUCGGCGGCACCAGUGGCAUCGGCCAGAGCACCCUGCGCCAGCUCGCCCGACACGCCGACAGCCCUACAGCGUACAUCGUCGGUCGCAGCCAAGCUCGCGCGACACCCUUCCUAUCCGAACUGCAGCAAACAAACCCCAAGGGCCGCUUCCACUUCAUCGAAGCAGACGCAUCCCUUGCGCGCAAUGUCGACGCGGCAUGCAAAGAAAUCCUCGCCAAGGAGAAACACUUGAACUUCCUCUUCAUGACGCCUGGGGGGAUUUCCCUCGGCGGGCGAAACGAAACAAUCGAAGGAAUAGAUCACCUCUUUUCCCUCCGCUACUACGCCCGCAUGCGCUUCAUCCAGAACCUCCUCCCCUUACUCUCCUCAACACCCAGUUCAAGUCCAAGCAGGGUCAUAAGCAUCUACGGCGGCGGGUUCGAAUUCCCCAUCAACACAUCCGACCUCGAUCUGAAACAUACAUUCUCUCUGUUAAACGCAUACAAGCACUCCAUCACCAUGACCUCGCUGGCGAUGGAGCAUCUCGCGAAAACGAACCCGGCUGUGAGUUUUGUGCAUGCAUACCCGGGUCUUGUGGGGACGAACAUCUACAAUAAUAGUUUCCCGGCACCUGUGGCGGCGGUUUAUAAUUAUGCCAUGUGGCCGCUCAUGUGGCCGUUUUCGGUUGAUCUGAAAGAGGCCGGGGAGAGGCAUUUGUUUCAUUUGGCGUCCGGGAGGUAUCCUGCUAGAGAUGCGGUUCCGGUUGAUGAGGAGGAGGUGGCGACGGGGAUUACGGGGGAGAAAGGGGGUGGUGCGUAUUUGUUGGAUUGGAAGGGGGAUGUUAGGAGCAGUGCGAAGAUUCUGGAGCAGUACCGUGAGCAGGGUGUUGCGGAGAUGGUUUGGAGGCAUACGGAGGGGCUGUUGGAGGAGGCUGUUAGGCGGUGA
Messenger RNA from Aspergillus versicolor CBS 583.65, 996 nucleotides. RefSeq lists its product as uncharacterized. Gene Ontology annotation, biological process: secondary metabolic process. The coding region runs from base 1 to 996 and encodes 331 amino acids. Lineage: Eukaryota; Fungi; Ascomycota; Eurotiomycetes; Eurotiales; Aspergillaceae. The transcript is spliced from 2 exons. The record is from RefSeq and is a predicted model, not a curated record.